Molecule: messenger RNA, 583 nt
Organism: Episyrphus balteatus (marmalade hoverfly)
Lineage: Eukaryota; Metazoa; Arthropoda; Insecta; Diptera; Syrphidae
Product: U-Kazal-Dg21.2-like
Exons: 3
Coding region: 40-465 (141 amino acids)
Molecular function (GO): protein binding
Source: RefSeq, a predicted model, not a curated record
AAUACGUUCAGAUUGCUUGUUAAGCUACAUUAAGUAACAAUGAAGGGAUAUUUCGUUUUAAUAUUGUGUGCUUUAGUUUUGAAUGUGGAAUCCUAUAAAACCGAAAAUGAGCUAGACUAUGAUUGUCCAGAAAUUUGUCCGAAAAUUAUCGAGCCUCUUUGUGCAUUCGAUGGCAAUAAUAAGUUCAAGUAUUUCCACAAUGAAUGCUUGAUGAGAUUCAAUAAAUGUCGCAAUGGAAGUUCAUGGACACCAACUCACAUGACACUGUGCUUGCACCAGAUUGAUCCGCUUGUUCUGCAAGAUUGCUUGAGACCAUGUCCAUUUAUUUAUGAUCCAAUUUGUGCUUCAAAUGGAGAAUAUACCGAAGUUUUUGGAAACAAUUGCAUUUAUGAUAUGGAAAAUUGUUUUACAAAUAAUAAAUGGAAACAAAUUAAAACAAAUGAUUGCGGUCUCGAAGAGGAUUAAUGCGAAUUUGUUUGCUUGAAUUAAAAAUGUUUCUCAGGCACUUUUGGUAUACGGUAGGUUCCUACUCGAUAUAAUUAACAGAUUGUGGUUGAAAUAAAAAUUUGAUAUUUUAAGCUAA